CACACAGAAACGGCGUGUGCCUCUCAAAACAGGCACAUACCAACAGGUCCUAUGAGUAAAGCAAAGACUCUGGGCAGCGGCUACUCGGCUCGGCUAACUAGCGGCACAUCAUAGCUCCACCAUCGGCCAUCAGAACCUGGGAAAAGUCAUGGAGGAAUGUUGACCUAAAGACUCUGUGCAGAUAGUCUGUCAUUUUGGGCUUUUGUUGUGGCACGGAGAGCUGAAGAAAGCAGCUCGUGUUACAGAUGUACUCGAACUAAUUACUGAAUUCAUUGUGGUGUUAUUCAUGCUAUAUCUAAAGUAUGUAUAGACUAUUUAUCGGCGUAUUUAUUAAACAGGACAAGAGGAACGCAGGCUUGUGUUCUUUAUUAUUUUUUCAGGAGUGGCACUAGCCAUUUACUGAGGCGAAAGGCACUGGCCUGUGCCUGUGGAGCUAUGAUGUGCCGCUAGGAGCUGUUGGUACGUGCCUGUUUUGAGAGGCACACGCCGUUUCUGUGUGGCAGGUGCCACUGGCGAGUGCCAUUAACCGAGUGGCACGAGCGGCAUGUGCCACUCGUUACCAGUUAUCGGUGGCAGGUGCCAUUCGCUAAGUGGCACAUGCCAGCGCGUGCCAUUUCCGGACGGCGGAGUUGCCACUUCCUGCUGCCAGAUGCCACUUCGGGACUGAACCCCUGCAGAAAAGGGGAAGAUCUACAAACCGCCGCCGGUCAGAGAGGGUUUUCUCUCGGGCUGAACCUUCAGUGUGCUGGUAUAUUAAACUCGCGGGGACGAGUUCGUGACCAGCAGGGUUUUAGGCUGAGUCAAAAAUCAAGGCUGUACUACAGGAGAUGACAUGGAAAGGACAGUCAGUUCGCGCUACCCUGUGGUUGACGUGAGAGGGAUUCCCUUACCGGAGCCCAUAGCCAGACACUUCGGCAGAGUUGAGAGAUUUCAAGCGUUUAAGGAUGAUUUGCUUGUUGCCACAUACCCUAAAGCAGGCACUACGUGGACACAGGAAGUAGUGGAUCUGAUUCUAAAUGAAGGUAAUGAAGAGAAAUGCAGGCGAGCUCCCACCCACGUCCGCAUGCCCUUCUUUGAGAUGACCUCUUCGGAUCCCUCCAUCUCUGGCAUGAGUAAACUAGAGAAGAUGGAUCCUCCUAGGGUUAUCAAAACUCAUCUACCCAUCCAGCUUGUACCUCAGUCAUUCUGGGAGGCGGGGUGCAAGGUGAUAUAUGUGGCUCGCAAUCCUAAAGACACUGUGGUGUCAUACUUUCAUUUUGAUCGCAUGAACCUUACCCAGCCAGAGCCAGGACCGUGGCCGGAGUAUCUAGAAAAGUUCAUGAAAGGACAACUAGGCUGGGGCUCCUGGUAUGAUCAUGUCAAAGGAUACUGGAGAGAAAAGCAAAACAAGAACAUUCUCUACCUCUUUUAUGAAGAUAUGAAAGAGAACCCUGCUCGGGAGGUGGUCCGCAUUGCUGAGUUCCUAGGACACUACUUAUCAAAGAGUAUGGUUGGUGAUAUUGUGAAAAUGACCACAUUUGCUGCAAUGCAAAAGAACCCUAUGGCCAAUUACUCAACAGUGCCUGAUAGCAUAUUUGAUCGUAAAGCUUCAGAAUUCAUGAGAAAAGGCGAGGUUGGUGACUGGCGAAAUCACUUCAGUCCACAAGAAAACGCUGUGUUUGAAGAGCACUACCACAAAACAAUGGCUGAUACUCCUAUUCCUUUUCGAUUUUCUUUAUGUGAAAAAAAACUCACAAGCUCACUGUAGGACUCUAUGGUAGGGUGUAAGAAAAUAUUGAUACACUUGAGUAUCGCAAUAUAAUGUUUUGUGAUACUGUAUUGAUUCUUAAAAACACAGUAUUGAUUUUUAAUUAGUGGUUUAAACACCAAACCACUAGUUGGCAGUGUUGUAAUCUAUCUUCAGCCAUCACAUUCUUCCUCUCCAGCGUAAACAAGUACAGUAAGGGCGCACUGCUAAUGUUGGCAUUAGCUGACUAGUAACGCUAUCAUCGAUGGCUGAAUCCGAAAGACCAGUAUUCUAACAGUUUGUCCUACCUAUCAAGCUAGCAUGCCCAUAUCAAUACUAUAGCGUAGUAACUUGUGUUUUUACGUUAAUUCAGCCUUACUUCAAGUCUAUUGUAUUGUUCAGUUUAAUAUCACUGCUUACCCUCUGAUAAAGUGAUUUAGGUUCUCAAAAGAUCCUACUUAUUCUUUUAAUGCUGGUGACAUUUUCUGAUAAAGAGAUUUAGACAAGGCUGAAGUCAGCUUCUUAUUUACCGGCUUCUUGUUUGAAUUUACCUGUCCCACCUUAAAUGGUGCAGUAGUUACAUUCUUGCACACCAGACGCCGCGUUGCGUAGCGGAGUGCUGCUAUAGAAUGCUGGCAGGGAGAACCCAAAAACGCGUCCAUCCACUAACUUAUGCAAUAACCAGUGACGUUAGCCUACAUUAUGCUAGCUUAGCUGUUAAAAGAAAUUCAGGUUCAUUUUUACACUCUACUUGCAUAAACUGAAUGAAACAUAACUCAUCACACUUGGCAUGCAUGACUUUCUUUCUACAGACUGGCUGUUUUUGAGCUGAAAGAUACGAGCUGAAAAAGGCUCAGGCAGUAACGUUAACUGUAGUAACUUAUGAUCAUUUGUCUGUUUACCUAAAAGACUGGCUGCCUUUCUCUGUGUAAAUUUCAAGCCACAUGAUCUACUGUGGAUUUCUGCUGUCUCAAUAGGACUUUAACUUAAUGUAGUAAUGGCUAAAUGCUGCAUAGUGCUGUGAUGUGAAGUGCUGAGAAAUUGAACAGUGUUCAGUGUGCGCACCUCCGUUAAAAUUGUUUCAAAUUUUUUGUACGCUGUGCGACGCGGCACGUCCUGUGUGCAGUGGCCAUUGUAAUAAUAACUGCUGCACCAUUUAAGCUAGAACAGGAAAAUUCAAACAAGAGGCUGGCGAAUAGGGUUGUGACUUGGGCCAUCAAAAUGUCCUGCCUAUGGUUUUAUGUAGGGAGCUACCUAUAUUUAUGAUCUGUGGUAGGACAUGCAUCAGAACAAGGCCUUCGUAAUAUGGUUAAUACAGUGGAGCCUCGUUACACCAUACCCUCUCAACAACGUAUUACUGACAACGCUGCGCCCAAGUUGUACAAAAAGGUACAAAUAACCUUUUAUUUUAUUAUUUACUGAUACAGGCAAAUAUUAAUUCCUUUGUUCAGAUUGCACAAAAAAUAGUGCUAUGAUGUUAGAUGUUACAGGGACCAUGAUACAUGCAAAUGCAGAUACAACUGUUCUGAUUGCAUAAAAAGUAAAUUUUUUCCUUUACUCAGAUUUAUGCACAUGGUGGUGUUUUUUAAUAUUUAGCAGUUUUCACCUUUCUUACAGUAGCACAGUAUACUGCAGUAUAGUGAAUCGCGACCCCUGUGUUGUGAUACAUAUUGUAUUGCCAGGUUCUUGUCAGUACACAACCCUACUUUAUGGACAGUUUAUUGGGUUGGCAGCAGGGCCUCUCUGUCUUUUUAUAAUCAAAACAAUGGUUUAAGCAGUCUAAAAGCAACUGAACUGGAAUUGCAGUUAGCAAAUGCUUGGUUUCAAAUAUCUGAGGUUUCAUUAUUGGUAUUCAGCUUGAAUCUUGGAAAAUACCUGAUCUAAAGUGGUAUCUCCUACCUUAUUGUGAGUCUGAAUGUUGGAUUUGCUGAAUAAAGAAUUAUACUUUACAGUUCACAGGUUUGGAAUCACUUGCCAUAUUAAACAUUUUUUGUUAUUUUGUAUAUAUCAUUAACUUAUACAAUGGAUUUAGAUAUUAAAAACCAUUCACCAAAACAUUUUUAGAUUUUUUUUUUUUAAUAUUUCAAGGAUCCUAUGAACAAAAAGUCAGCAAAGGUGUCAUGGGGUCUCCCCUCUGGAAAGACAACGCAUGGACUUCCCCAUCUGGGACUGGCCCACUCCAGUUCAAGCUCCUUUUAUGUCUCAAUGUUUUACAGCUUUCUCAUCCAUUUUAGGCUCUUCUACAGCUCGAUUCAUGAUUCUGGACAUGUAAUAUUUCUUAGUUUUUAUAUAAAGCUAAACAAUGUUCUACUGAAACCUGUGAGGUUGCACUGGACUAACACAUUAGAAUCAACGUAAACAUUUGUAAUCAAAUUGGUUUUAUUUUAUUGAAAAACAGUGAUUACAAAUCUUUCAUUUGGAUAUUUUUAAAUAAAGCUUUUUUCUUGAAAAAA
Molecule: messenger RNA, 4179 nt
Organism: Colossoma macropomum (tambaqui)
Lineage: Eukaryota; Metazoa; Chordata; Actinopteri; Characiformes; Serrasalmidae
Gene: sult1st5
Product: sulfotransferase family 1, cytosolic sulfotransferase 5
Exons: 8
Coding region: 833-1747 (304 amino acids)
Biological process (GO): sulfation
Cellular component (GO): cytoplasm
Molecular function (GO): sulfotransferase activity
Source: RefSeq, a predicted model, not a curated record